UAACCAUGACUCUUGAACACAUAAUUUUCCUUGCAUCAUCAUAAUUAUGGAGUACACACAACAAAGUGUCUUGCGCAAGUUGCGCAAUCUUUUCUACUAAUCUUGUUUUGAACGAAGAAGGGUCACGAGUAGGUGACACAACAACACCAAGUGGAUGUGUUUCUGCUUACUUAGGAAGUUGAAAACUUUGAACACAACUCUAUAACCGCUUACCAGGGAGACAACCAAAAACCACCCUUCACUUCACACAAAACCACUAACAAAUAUAGAUAAAGGCAAGUUCAAAGGACGGUGUUAUGUUAUCAUCUUUUCUUUUGAAACUGAAACACACUUCACGUAUACCCAGACAGAUAUAGAAACUUUGAGGGUCCCUCUCACUAGAGAGAGGUAAGGUACUACUACAGUACUGUUGUAACUGUACUAAUUAAUCUAUCAUCUGACCCCUUUUAGUGGCAUAGAUUGAGGUACUACAAACGCAUAUUAUCACAAUCUUUCCUUUCCCCAGGUUACACUACAACACCUUUUCUGAUUCAAAUGCCACAAAACCUGAGACUCUUCUAGUUCAAGGGUUACUUACUCCCUUUUUUCUUCUUGUACUUCUUCAACACGGUUUCUUCUACUUCUACUUCUACUUCUCUUUUGUUCUCUCCUUUUGUUAUAUAUUCAUCCACCAUUUUAUUUUUUGUUAUAUAAUUAGGUGGAUGUGACUUGUUUGAUUUUAUUUAUGUGGUUAGGGUUUACAUGCAAAAAAACAAAAAUAAAACAUGUACUUGAAACUUGAUAGAUUCUUUUAUUUUCUUUUGAGAUAAUAAGAUAAGGUUUUGGUUUUCAAGGUUUCUGCUGCAGAGAUAGAUCUGAGUCUUUAGAUUCAAACAAAGUUGAUAUAUCUCAGCUUCUUUUCAAAGCUAUAUCUCUUUCUUUCUCUUUCUCUCUCUCUCAACUCUGAACUUGAAGAUUUUCUUUCAUUCUUCCAAAUCAAAGAAGAUUAUGGCAAAUCGUUGGUGGACUGGAAAUGUGGCUAUGGGUCAUAGAGAAUCAAUGCCUUCAUCACCAUCAUCACUUCAACAUCUGAAAAGAGAGCAAGAGUUGAUGGAAAACAACAACAACAACGCGAACUCAACUCCAACAAACAGCAGCAACAGCAACAACAACAAUAAUGAAGAGGAAGACAACAACAAUGAAGAACAAAACCCAUCUGAGCCAGGCAGUAGCAGUGGUGGUCGGAGGCCACGUGGGAGACCACCAGGAUCCAAAAACAAACCCAAACCACCCAUUGUUAUAACCAAAGAAUCCCCAAAUGCGCUAAGAAGCCAUGUCUUGGAAAUCAGCAGUGGUAGUGAUGUGGCGGAGAGUAUUGCCACCUUUGCUAACCGCCGUCACCGCGGUGUGUCGGUUUUGAGUGGGAGUGGCAUUGUAGCUAAUGUAACCCUUAGACAGCCGGCUGCUCCUGGUGGUGUUAUUACUCUUCAUGGAAGAUUCGAGAUACUUUCACUUUCGGGAGCUUUUCUACCUCCGCCUUCUCCGGCUGGAGCGACUGGAUUAACUGUUUAUUUAGCUGGUGGUCAGGGGCAGGUUGUUGGUGGUUCUGUUGCAGGUCCUUUGGUUGCUUCUGGACCUGUUAUGGUUAUAGCUGCUACUUUUGCUAAUGCUACCUAUGAGAGAUUGCCCUUGGAGGAUGAACAAGGUGGUGGUGAUCAAGAGGAAAUGCAAGUUCAAGUUCAACAAUCUGGUGUGGAUUCAGCAACUGUUGCAGCUGCAGUUACUAGUACUUCUUCUCAAGGUUUGGAAUUGGGUGAGCAUCAUCAACAACUACAACAGGUUUCAAUGCCUAUGUAUAAUUUGCCUCCAAAUUUGUUGCAUAAUGGUACUCAAAUGCCUCAUGAUGUGUUUUGGGGUCCUCCACCUCCUCGUCCUCCUCCUUCUUUCUGAAAGAGUUAGCUAGGAACCUUGUUAAUUAAUCAUGUUUUAAUCUUAAUCUUAAUUACUGACUAAGCUAGUACUUGUGUGCAGUAUGUUCUACUUCUGACUGCUUUUGUUGUAAGAAUAUAUAUAGCAAGGUUAGGGAUUGUUUGUUUUGUUCAUUUGUUUGCUGUUUCUAAGAAACCUUGCAGAAUUAGAUGUUAAUUAUGUUUAGAUAAUUUUGUUUCUCUUGAUCUGUCUAUCUGAUUAUCUGUUUUUUAUUGGAUUAGUUUAACUAUG
Molecule: messenger RNA, 2199 nt
Organism: Medicago truncatula (barrel medic)
Lineage: Eukaryota; Viridiplantae; Streptophyta; Magnoliopsida; Fabales; Fabaceae
Product: AT-hook motif nuclear-localized protein 15
Exons: 1
Coding region: 988-1929 (313 amino acids)
Cellular component (GO): nucleus
Molecular function (GO): minor groove of adenine-thymine-rich DNA binding; DNA-binding transcription factor activity
Source: RefSeq, a predicted model, not a curated record